Molecule: messenger RNA, 1550 nt
Organism: Papaver somniferum (opium poppy)
Lineage: Eukaryota; Viridiplantae; Streptophyta; Magnoliopsida; Ranunculales; Papaveraceae
Exons: 3
Coding region: 270-1229 (319 amino acids)
Source: RefSeq, a predicted model, not a curated record
AAAGCAAAGCAAAGGAAAGGAAAUUGCUCAUUCUCAUUUGGUGUUAACUGUUUAACCCAAAACGGAGAAGUUGUAGUCUUCCUCAAGCUUUCUCUACAGUAAUCGAACACUAUCAUAUAGAAAUUGUGAGAAAGAAAGAAAUAAAUAGAUCUAAUACUAGUGAGAGAGUUGCAUAGAUAAGUGUCUGUGACUCUUGCUUCACAGGUGAGCCAAGUUUUCUAGAGAGCAAGGGAGAAAGUAAAUUGAGGAUAGCAACCAAAAUUAGAAAGAUGCACGCAAAGACAGAUUCAGAAGUUACUAGUUUAGCAGCUUCAUCACCAGGAAGAUCAUCACCAAGAAGACCAGUUUACUAUGUACAGAGUCCAUCAAGAGAUUCACACGAUGGAGAAAAAACUACAACCUCAUUCCAUUCAACACCAGUUCUUAGUCCAAUGGGUUCACCUCCACAUUCUCAUUCAUCUGUUGGUCAUCAUUCUCGUGAAUCUUCUUCGAGUAGAUUCUCUGGAUCUUUAAAACCUGGUUCUCGAUCUAAAAAUGACCGUGGAACAAGAAAAGGUGGUCAAAAACCAUGGAAUAAUAAAGGGGAUUGUGAUGUUAUUGAAGAAGAAGGAUUGCUCGAUGAAGAAGAUGCUCAUAAAUCUCUUCCUCGUCGUUGUUAUGUUCUUGCCUUUGUUGUUGGUUUCUUCGUUCUUUUCUCUUUCUUCUCUUUGAUUCUCUAUGGUGCUAGUCGUCCUCAGAAACCUGUUAUCACCAUGAAGAGCAUAAAAUUCGAGCAUUUGUUGAUUCAAGCUGGAUCAGAUUCAACAGGAGUAGCAACAGAAAUGGUUUCCAUGAAUUCCUCUGUAAAACUCUUAUUUCGUAAUACUGCAACAUUUUUUGGAGUUCAUGUUACUUCAUCUCCUCUUCAACUGUCCUACUCUGACCUCAACCUUGCCAGUGGCUCUAUGAAGAAAUUUUAUCAAUCAAGGAAGAGUCAAAGAACACUAACAGUUGUGGUUCAAGGAAACAAGAUUCCAUUAUAUGGUGGUGGAGCAACAUUGAGCACUUCAACUGGAACUACCAAUUUACCAAUGGCAAUGGAAUUGAGUUUCAAUAUUAGAUCUAGGGCUUAUGUUUUGGGAAAAAUAGUUAAACCUAAGUUUUAUAAAUCAGUUAAUUGUUCUAUUGUUUUUGAUCCAAAGAAACUCAAUGUUGCAAUCCCACUCAAGAACUGCACCUACACCAGUUAAAUCAUACACCAGGGAGUAAAGACUGAGAAACUGAUAACACUGAGGGUGGAUAUUGGAAUAUAGAGAAAUGAGAAGGUCUCGUAAUUUACUUUUAAAUUAAAUGAAGUGGAAAACUGGAAACAGCUAGAUGGGCAACCAGGGCAGGGACUACUGUGACGCGGGAAUUAGUUGCCCGGAUGCCCGAGAGGGACAGGUUGGGAUUUCGGUGGGGGUGACUUUUUUUUGUUUUUGUUUUGUUGAAAUUUAUUACUGUAGAUUAUAUUUUAUUUAUUUUAUGAUUGUUUAAAUUAAAUAAAGAUUUUGAAGACUUUACUUUUUUUU